CUAGGCACUUCCCGCCUCCCGGGAGAGGGCGGAACCUGGAGUAACCUCUCGAGGAGAGGCGCGGGUGUGUAGGCUGACGGAGGAGCGGGCCUGAGCCUGUGGCCUCACAGAGUCAAACCUGCUCUGGGAAGAACACCCAGUUGUCCCUCCCAGGCCACCCAAGCCCCACGGAUGAUGGACGAGAGGGAGGAGGAGGAGGAGGAAGAGGAAGCCUGGCUGCAGCUUCGGCCCGUGGAACCCUUGCCCUCCCAGUGCUGUGGCAGUGGCUGCUCACCUUGUGUGUUUGAUCUCUAUCACCGAGAGCUGGCGAGGUGGGAGGCAGCGCGAGCCAGCAAAGACAGGGGCCUGCUGAGUGGAGAGGAGUCACAGAGCUGCCCUUCCAAGCUGAACCCAGAGACCUUCCUGGCCUUCCGCAUCAGUGCCGUGGACAGACUCACCAAGGACACUUACCGUGUUCGGUUUGCACUACCCAGGAACAGCCGGCUCGGCCUGCGGCCUGGACAGCACCUCAUCCUACGAGGGAAAGUGGAUGACUUAGAAAUUCAGAGAGCCUAUACGCCCAUCAGCCCUGCCAACGCGGAAGGAUACUUUGAAGUUUUAAUCAAGUGCUACCAGACUGGGCUGAUGUCCCGGUACGUCGAGUCCUGGAGCGCAGGAGACACCGCUUUCUGGCGAGGUCCAUUUGGAGACUUCUUCUAUAAACCAAACCAGUACGGUGAGCUCCUCAUGCUGGCUUCGGGCACUGGCCUGGCCCCCAUGGUGCCUGUCCUGCAGAGCAUAACAGACAAUGCAGAGGAUGAGACUUUUGUCACCCUGGUCGGCUGCUUCAAGACCUUUGAGGGCAUCUACCUGAAAACCUUCCUCCAGGAGCAAGCUCGUUUCUGGAAUGUCCGUACCUUCUUUGUACUCAGCCAGGAGAACUCUCCGGAGCAGCUUCCCUGGAGUUACCGGGAGAAGACCCGCUUUGGCCGCCUGGCCCAGGACCUGAUUGAAGAGCUGGUUGGCUCCUGUCGGAGAAAGCCGUUUGCAUUGGUCUGUGGCUCAGCAGAGUUUACCAAGGACAUGGCCAGAUCUGAGCCUGUCACUCCCUUGCUUCAAAUCCUUCAGCUGCUCCCUGUUGACCUGGGAUGCGGCAUCUCAGCUCUGCCUGCCUCUCCAGACUCUGUCCUGUCCUCACCCCCCCGCCCCCACCUCGUAGGUUGUGCACGGAUACACUUGCUCUCGCGCCAGCGCAUCCCUUCACGUUUGCUGCUCUCUGUGUCUGGGCCAUCCCUCCACCCUUCCCACUUCCGCUUGCCUUUGCCUCCUGGUCCCUUGAGGACUUAGCUCGGUACCCCUCCCUCUCUGAACCUGUGCCUGCUCCCACCACUCCGGGCUCCGUUAACGAGCAGGUUCUAUGUUUCCUGCUCCUGCUGCACCUCUCAGACCGUCCGGUCUGCACGUGAGCAUACCAUGGGCCUGUGCACGGUGUCCCAGCGUGGGAAGGCGUGCAGUACAUCCUGAGUGCCAAAUAUCUGCAUAACAAACCACGGAUAUUCAUGGGUACCUUACGGGUUGCAAAAUGCAUCUCAUCUCUGCCAAAGCACCUAAUGGUCACCAAAAUGCAUACUAUUUUAUUACCCCAGCCUACUGAUGAGGAAAACCAAGCUUCCACGACAUUAAGCAAUUCUACAGGGUCAUGUAGGGGUGCAUAAAUUCCAACGCGCUGCAGUUGUUAUAAAGGUUAUAUGUGACACAUGAGUACACCAGGAGAUGUGUGUAAAGGGCUUCAUUGCUGCACUGUAUGAAACAGCAAAGAAUCAAAACUACCCAUGUGUCCAUCAAUAAGAGACUAGAAAAAUAAACUUCUAUAUUCACACAGUAAAAUAACAUAUAGCAGCUAAAACGAACUAGACCUACAUGUGUCAGCAUAGACUCAAAAAAUAAAAACCCAUAAUAAUGGAGUGGAAGUCAAGUUGUAGAAGGAAGGGUACAGUGAGAUACCAACACUCUGAAAGUUAAAAAACGCAAAACGAUGCCAAAUGCUCAGGAAGGGGCUAACCAACUUUAAGGAUGGUGGUGACCUCUGGGGAUAGCGUGGGGUGAGGGCUUUUCUUUUGAUGUCUGCAUCACUUCAAUAUAAAACCAUUUGAACUGAGUAUGGCAAAAUAUGAACAUCUGGUGAAUCUGGGUGAUGGGGUCACUGAUGUCUGCUUUUCCUGUGUUUGAAAUGGUUCCAUAAUUAAAGCUUUAAAAAGGAAGACUAAA
Neofelis nebulosa (Clouded leopard) is the source of this 2247-nucleotide messenger RNA. It is a transcript of the gene CYB5R5, whose product is annotated as NADH-cytochrome b5 reductase-like. NCBI's taxonomy places the organism in Eukaryota, Metazoa, Chordata, Mammalia, Carnivora, Felidae. Bases 172 to 1326 code for a protein of 384 amino acids. The transcript has 8 exons. The record is from RefSeq and is a predicted model, not a curated record. Gene Ontology annotation, molecular function: oxidoreductase activity.